CAAAUGUCAGAAACGUCACCCGUUCAAAUGACACUCUCAUUGGUAUUUGUUAUCGGAAAAUUUUCAAGUCGCUAAAAAAAACCCAAUUAAAAAAAAAAAACACGCCGUUCGCACCACCCGAAUCGCAAAAGACACGAAUCGACGCAUUCAUGGGAAAUUUCCAGAACGUAACGUAACCUGACUCCAUUCAAAUUACAACUCGUCAUAACCUACUAAGAAAUAAAAAUGUACGCGCUGGUCAGAUCGCCCCGCUCGCCAGCGGCGCCCUUCAAACUGUUCGAAUAUUGUCUGAGACACCGAUCACACCAGCGCCCGUGCGUUUGUUACGCGAACUCCCUCAACGGGGCCCAUCUAGUGCACACCAAACGGACGUUCGUUAUAAAUUCGCAUUACACCACAAACGACCGCAAACAUCUCAAUACCACGCGAAGUCUAUCGCUCACGGCCCUCCGGUUCGACAAGGAGCCCCUCAAACCCUCCUCGAAGGUGGAGGAAACCGUGCAGGAAUUGAAAAAGAAAGAAGAAGAAGAAAAGACGAAAACCAAAGCAGUGAGUACGGUAACCAAGAAACCCCUAGGACAGAGGAUAUGGGACGAACUGGUGCAUUACUACCACGGCUUCCGGCUCCUUUUCAUCGACGUGAAAAUCUCCUCCAACCUAGUAUACAGGGUGCUCCAAGGCAAGACGCUGUCGAGGCGCGAGUACAGGCUGUUGUCGCGCACCGUCGGCGAUCUGUUCCGGCUCGUGCCGUUCUCCGUGUUCAUCGUGGUGCCCUUCAUGGAGUUCCUCUUGCCGUUCUUCAUCAAAUUCUUCCCCGGCAUGUUGCCGUCCACAUUCCAAACGGCCAAAGAGAAGGAGGACAAGCUCAAGCAGAAGCUGAAAAUCCAAUUGGAAAUGGCGAAAUUCCUGCAGGGCACGCUCGACGAAAUGGCCGUGCAGCACAAGGACCGCAGCUCGCAGCAGGCCAAGGAGUUCGUCGAGUGGUUCAACAAAGUGCGAACGUCGGGUGAGCACGUAUCGACGGAGGAAAUCAUGAAAUUCGCCAAGCUGUUUCAAGACGAGAUCACGUUAGAUUCGUUGACCAGAAGCCAAUUGAUCGCCCUCUGCAGGGUGCUGGAGGUGCAAACGUUGGGCACGACGAAUUUCCUGCGGUUCCAGCUCAGGAUGAAGCUGAGAUCGUUGGCGGCCGACGACAAGAUGAUACAGAAAGAGGGCGUCGAGACGCUGACGUUGUCCGAAGUCCAACAGGCCUGCAGGGCUAGAGGAAUGAGAGCCUACGGCGUGAGCGACGCCAGGCUGCGCCAGCAGCUCAACCAAUGGCUCGAUUUGAGCCUCAACAAAAAGGUGCCGCCGUCGCUGCUGCUCCUGUCCAGGGCGCUGAUGUUGCCCGAGACCAUUCCCACCAGCGACCAGCUCAAAGCCACCAUAUCCGCCCUUCCCGAGCACGUGGUCAAGCAAACUCAGGCCGCCAUCGGCGAGAAAGAGGGCAAAAUCGACAACAAAGUCCGCGCCGACCUCCUCAAAGAGGAGGAGAAGAAAAUCCGAGAGGAGCGCGAAGAGCACCGCGUCGAGAAGAAGAAAAUCGACGACAAGGAGCUGCUCGUCGACAAAGCGCCGGUCAUAUCGACCGUCGAAUCGAAGCCGGACGUCUGCAAGAAGGACGAGAACCUCCAAUCGAAGGACUUCGAGAUCAUCGAGAACGCCAUCGACAGCGUGUCGAAGGAGAAGAAGAUGAUCGUGGAGAAGGGCGAGAUCCAGGAGCUGAAGGCCGAGAUGAGCGACUACCAGGAGGACGUCGACGAGCUGCAGAAGGCCGUCGCGGCGCAGCCGAAGCCCGAGAUCAAGGAGACGAAGGCGGCGAAGCGGCUGUUCAAGAGCGUGAAUCGCAUCAUCAACAAAUUGGACAAGGUGCUGGUCGAUUUGGAGGCCAAAGAGAAGCAACUGAAGGCGGAAUUGGAGACGGAGAAGACGGAGAAGAAGCGCGAGGAGCUGUUGAAGAUCGACGAUAUCAUCGAGGCCAUUAAUAAGAUCAAGGGCGUUACGGAUCAGAGUAAGAUCGAUCAGAUCAAGUCGGUGUUGAAGAAGAUCGACGACGAUAAGGACGGGUCUAUUAAAGUCGAGGAUGUUUUGAGGGUGAUAGAAAUAAUCGGCAAGGAGAACGUGAACUUGAGCCCGAAGCAAAUCGACGAAUUGAUCGAUCUGAUCGACAAGGAGGAGAUCCUCGAGGUGGAGGACAAGAUCCUGAAGGCGUUGCAAAAGGAGAAGGAGGCGAAGGGGAAGAAGGGCGACGAGGGGUGCGGCGGGGAAUCGGGAGGGGGUUCGAAGGGUCCCCCGAAGGGUUGUAGCGGAUCGGAUACGAAGGGCAAUUGCGAUGCCAAAACGAGCGAUGGAGGUUUGCAGGCGCCGCCUCCGUCGCCGCCGCCGCCGCCGCCGCCUUCUGUGAGUGUUAAGGAGAAUAAAAACAAUUCGAAGAUGCUUUGAAUUCGAACGAACGAGACUUUCACGUACACACACACACACACACGAUUUUAGUUGACUUGUGUAUUUAGCGUACUGAUUGUGACAGAUUAAAUUAUAUUUUAUUGUACAGGUUGUAUAAAAAAAAUCGAUGAUAUAAACAAAGAAAACGUAACGAAAACUCGUGAACCAUUUAAGAAAUAGUAUUUUUUUUUUAAUUAUUACUUGUGAUUUUUACUAAUAAUUACGGUUUAAUGCAACAACAGGUGUAUUUAUUACUUCGAACGAUCUCGUUUCGUUUUUUUUUU
Molecule: messenger RNA, 2765 nt
Organism: Phyllotreta striolata
Lineage: Eukaryota; Metazoa; Arthropoda; Insecta; Coleoptera; Chrysomelidae
Source: the annotation of a GenBank genome assembly